ACAAGGGAGAAUUUCCUUAAUUACCGAACGAUGAUGGAAGUAUUUUUGUGAUUUUUUUCACAAACUAAUGUCUGUUUUUUUUAAAAAAAAGUUGCCUGAACCGCGACGAAAAGAAGGCACGGUAAGACAUCACAAAGUUAACUUUGCUGAAGGUGUCCAGAACGAACCAAAAGAAGACGGCGGCGAGAAAAGUAAUCACUGCGAUAUUCAGUAUCCGCCCUAAUUUUCUUGCAACUGGAUAGAUAAGCCAAAGAAAAUGUCGAUGAAAAUGUAGAGGUUUAGACAAAUGCUUUUGUUUCAUAAUUUAAAAAAAGAACUGCACCUACGAAAGGACUUGAUUCCGGUAUACCAUGGCUUUAUUUACUGACUGUGUGAUAGUUCUGAAUGUGAAGGAGUUGCCAGUUAAAGAGAGAAACAAGUUGAAGACUGCUAUCAAGAACAAUGAUGGAAUAAUAACUUACAUCAUCAAUCAACAGUGUACUCAUGUUAUUGCUUCGGAUCUCAAUACCGUGAGUUCUUGCAGAUUGAAAGCCAUUCAGAAAUAUAAUAUUCCUGUUGUAAAUCUGGAUUAUGUGCCUAGCUGCAUUAAAGAAGGUAAACUUUUGGAUGUCAGCUGCUACAAACUAAGUGAACCAACACCUUCUACAAAUGCUGAUAACAAUGCAACAGAGAUGCAGCUGAUCAUGGAAAUUCCUCAUGAGGAGAUCCGAGAUGAUGCAGAAAAUUUUAGUUUUAUUUCUGCGCAUGACAGCAAUGUUCCUCCUUUUCCACAAGAUUUUGAGGUGGCAAAGUAUUCUAUAAUGGAAAAGAAUGAAAAUGCAGCUGGUGCUAUCGUGGUAGUUGAAUUACAGGUUUCUCAGAAAAAUGACAAAUUUCCUUUUCGAAUAUCUUCUCACCUUGAACAGAGCCAUCAGCGGCAGAAACAGUUCAUUUUCACCUCAAUCGCCGAGAAAGCUGAAGAAGCCUAUGACUGGUGUUUGCAGCAACUAGUUGCACAGGAGUUCACAGUGAAAAGUAAUGAUCUUGCUGCUGUACAGCACUUAACUUCAGACAAGUUGCAACAGCUUAUAAUUGAGGAAGCUCAGAAUACCAGCACAAUUUCGAAUGAAGUUGGACUUUUUGUGGAAAUGGUUUGGGCAGAAGCUGUGGGCCAUUUGGAAGAUCAGUUGAUCAAUCCAACCUCCAUCACUCUCAAUGAUGUAUCCAGGGCAGAAGGGAUCCUUUUGCAGUUAAAAAAGGCAAUUGAUGAUAAAGUUGAGGCAAAAACAUUGAGAGAUUUAAUGCUUCAAUUCUGUUCCACCUUGCUAAUCAGAUCUGAGACUGACUUCACAGUUACCAAGAGAAAAGUAUCUGAGAAACAAGAUCUCUGUCAGCUACUACGGGAUGUCAUUAAUGCAAGUGAAGCGACUUCAUGGACUCCCAUACCUUCUUCACUAACUAAAUAUCAUGCAUUGAGAUGUCAAAUUGAAUAUGUCGAUCCAAAUAGUGAUGAAUUUCUGCGUGUCAGAACUCAGUUACUGAAUACCAAUCAAAGUACUUAUUCAGUGAAGAUUUUGCAGAUUUUUCGUGUUGCCAGAUUAAUUGAAACUAAGAGUUUUCAAAGCCAUAUCGGCAAUAUUCAGCAAUUGUACCAUGCCUCUUCUGGAAGCAACUUUGUUGGUAUAUUAUCUAGAGGGUUAUUAUUACCAAAGAUGGUGGUAGAAGACUAUGGGGUAGAGCGAACUGAUGUCGGCAGUCUUGGAAGUGGAAUUUAUUUCAGCAAUUCCAUCAGCACAAGUAUUAAAUACUCAAAGCCAAGUAGAACUAAUGGGAGCCGUCUCCUGGUGAUCUGUGAUGUUUCACUGGGUAAAUGUAAAAAGUACUAUAAGAAGGACUUCACCUUAUCUACUCCACCAGCAGAAUAUUCAAGUGUACAUGGAAUAUGUAAAACUGAAUGUAUUUACUCAGAGUUUGAGGAUGAUGAGUUUGUUGUUUAUAGCACUUCUCAAGUGAAAAUUAGAUAUGUUGUCCAGUUCUGCUUCGGUGAAGACCAACUGAAACCUUUUCAUCCCCUGAUUAAUGUAACUCCUGAAGAAACCAGCCCUUCAACAUUGACAUCUACAGACAGUGAUAUAGAUUAUUUGGAAAUUGCUCAGGCUCCAGUGAAAAACAUUAAAUCUGGUCUUCAGGACAGUGCUGGCAAUGUGAUUGCCCUGGAGGAAAUCCACGUAGAGGCAAAGUUAAUGGAUCUUGUUGCAGAGGUUGUGAUUUUCCAAUCCUACAUGAACAACAAUACAUUUCCUAUAGAAGCUAAGUAUGUAUUUCCUUUGGAUGAUACAGCAGCUGUCUGUGGAUUUGAGGCUUUCUUUAAUAAAAAGCACAUAAUUGGCCAGGUAAAAGAGAAAAGUCAAGCACAUCAUGAGUACAGACAGGCCAUCAGAGAAGGUCAUGGGGCCUAUCUAAUGGAUCAAGCUGCUGCUGAUGUCUUUACCAUUAGUGUUGGCAAUCUACCUGCAAAUGCCAGUGUCAUCAUUAAAAUCACCUAUAUCACUGAACUCUCAGUUGAUCGUGAAUACAUUUCAUUUCUACUGUCUGGAAGUCUGACAUCUCAACAACGGGACAAAGCAUUGCAAGAGAAAAUUCAGGAAUCUCUGAAAAAAAUUGAUGUGCAGAAACUGGAACCAGCCGGUGGAUUCUCACUUAACUUAUCCAUUGAGAUGCCGUUUGAAAUAAAAGAAAUCACAUCUCCAACACACAACAUCAAAAUAAAGCGGACAGACUGUAAGGCUGUUAUCUCAGUGGACCAGAACAGCUGUCUAGGAGCUGGUUUCCAGUUGCUGAUUUUAUUGGCCGAAAUCCAUGUCCCGAGAAUGUGGGUGGAGAACAACCCAGAAAAAGACAGUCAGGCCUGUAUGCUGGCAUUUUAUCCAGAAUUUGAUGUUGGAACUCUUUCUGACUGUGAGGCAAUCAUUUGUUUGGAUUGUUCCUAUUCAAUGAGGGGCUUAGCUCUUGAAGAAGCCAAGAAAGUAGCACUUCUUCUGCUCCGAUACCUUCCAACCACCUGCAAGUUUAACGUCAUUAAGUUUGGCUCAGAUUACAAAGAACUCUUUCACUGCUCACAACAAAGAAAUUCUGAAGAUGCGGUAAAAACUGCAAAUAAUUUCAUUCUGUCCAUACAAAAACCUAUGGGAAACACAGAUUUUUGGAGACCAUUGCUGAAUCUGAACUUGCUUGCCCCAUCCAAAAGGAUACGCAAUGUACUUUUGAUUUCUGAUGGACACCUUCAGAAUGAAACUCUUACAUUGAUGACAGUACACCAGAAUGUCAAACACACCAGGAUAUUUACUUGUGGUGUUGGAUCAACAGCAAAUCGUCAUAUGCUCAGAAUGUUGGCACAAAAUGGAGGAGGAGCGCAUGAGAUUUUUGAUCGGAAAACCAAAUUCAGCUGGAAAGCAAAGGUUCUAUCUCAGGUGGAUCGAGUCAUUCAACCAGGCUGCAAUUCGAUUUCUGUGAAGUGGGAGCGGUUCAAUCUCAAUGCUUCAGCUCCAGUCCAAGCCCCGGCACAAAUUCACUCUGUAUUCAGCAAUUCAAGAAUGCUUAUCUAUGGCUUUGUCCCACAUUGUACUCAGGCCAAACUUUCUGCUGUGAUCAAUAACCAAGAGGUUUGUACCAUGGUUUCAACCACUGAACUGCAAAAGACAAAGGGCAAGAUACUUCACCGCUUGACAGCUAAAGCUCUUAUUGGAGAUUAUGAAAAUGGUAGCCUGGACACAAAUGAAAGUGAACAUGAAAUGAAGAAGUCCACUCUGAAAUCAUAUAUCAUUGAACUCAGCAAAGAAUAUUCGAUUCUGACUCAAUUUACUAGUUUUAUAGCCAUUGAAGAAAGGUAUGAACAAGAAGAAGACUUACUUCUUGGCCCCUCUGUUCAGGAACUUGCUGCAAAAGAAAGUGUGGAUAUUCUGCCAUAUAUGGUCUGGGAGCAACAGUUCAAACAUCAGGAAUUCAUAAUGGGAGCUUCACAGACAGAACUGUUGCAAGAAUUGAAAGUUUCCAAGAAAAGCUUUCUAAAAAAAUGUGAUCGAGACUUUGCUGAAACUUGCUAUUAUGCAAAACAAAGUAAUUCUUUAGCUCAAAUGGAAUACUUCUUGGGCACAAGUGCAUCACCUACUCCUUCUGAAGAGCCUGUUGGUAGCUGUCUGGUAGAUUCAAUUGCCAGUCCAUUAUACGCACCUCAACAUGAUGUAAUUAGUAAGUCAGUGAAAAUGGCUACUAAAGAAAAACCCGAUGUUCAGUCUUCAAAAUAUUCUUGUUCAGAUGAUGAGUUAAGUUGUUCAUUCGAUGAAAUGGACGUUUGUCUUGAAAGUAGUCCAAUUUUUCACAAUAUUGGAAAUACGGCACAUUUUAAUUUAGGAUUUUCAGCAACUGGUGCUUCUUAUAUUAAAAGGAAACCUUUUGGUGAAUCAUUGUUUGUAAAUUUUCCUGAGCCAAAUCAAUCACUUUUUGGUUUAGUUUCUUCAGAGGAUGCAUCUCUUUCUCUUGGAGCUCCAGGUUUUUCAGCAGCAGCAGUGCCUUCCGAUAUAUGUUCACAUGUGUAUAAAUCACCUUGCUCAAUGGCUGAAGGUCAUACUGAAUAUUCUGCCAGCUCUGUUGAACAUUCAUGGUGUUCUUCAAGAUCUCUGUCAUCUUUUCUUCAUUCACAAGCUUCACGUUCUCGUCGUUCCGUGGCUUCAGCUGUUGCAAAUAGCAAAUCAUUAAGUUUUAGCUCAAGGCUGCAAAUUCCACCAGCUGUAAGUUCAGAAGGUUUUGGCUUUGCUGUUUCAAAUACUUCCCAGGAUCAAGACAAGGUUAAUCAAAAAAUACCACAAUCUCCAUCCAUGGACACAAGCCUGACUACCACAGAUUCACUCACCACUAAGACAUCUUCGAAUUUUAAAAAAGUGAAAAAAUUUAAAACAGCUUUCAAUGAUCCUCAACGAGUCAGCAGUGUUCAUAAACUGAAGAAAGGCUCAGCAGAAGUAUUAAAAAUAAAGAACUUAAAAUUAAACGAAGUCACGCAUGGAGGUUCCAAGAAACAUUUGGUGUUUGGCAGUCUUCAGAGAGAAAAGGAAGAUACAGAGAAGGUACUAAGAAGCAGAAAUUGUAAAAUACCUUGGGUGCAGCUCUUCACAUGGCAAAAUAAGAGUGGCUACUGGAAAUUUACAUCUGACCUUGGAGUCUUGUUCGAAAUUAAUUUGGAAUAUCUAACAGAUGUUUUUCUUAUAGACAGAGGCAUUAAUUCUCUAGGUCACCGAGCAGCUGAAGAGAUUGUAUCGCUGAUUGCUACACUCAUGAUCCUACAGUUGAUUCGUUUCACUGAACAGUUGGAAGGGAUUAAAUUCAAAUCCCUCCUGUGUUUGGACCAGACAUUGGAUUCAGGGCCAACAUGUUGGGCAAUACAACAUGUAAAAAACGCCAUAGCUUGGGCUAGAAAAACAGACAGACAGUAUCCUGCAAUCUGUAGUCGUCUGGAACUAGGAAGGGACUGGGAAUCAGCUACUCGUCAUCUGUUACGGAUUGAUCCUCUCAAAAAAGGUUCACCACUUCAGCAGAUGUUUAACUGAGCAGAUUAAACAUAAUAAUAAUGUUUUAAUAUUAAUAGAAGCAGAAAAUGUUCAAUAUACUUGACAUUAUUAUAUUCAGCAAUUAAAAUCCAAUUCAGAAAGGCAUUCGAUUAAUUCAAAUGUUUCUAACGAUGGAAAACUAUCUGUACUGGGAUAUUACAAACAUACAUGGAUAAGUAUACUUCUAAACUUUAUAGUGGUAGAAAUGGUGCAAAUAAAUGUGCUAUUGUUUGAAAUAUUUUUAUUCUUCCUUUUACAUUGGGUUGGACUUUCUCUCUUGGGUUGAGAAACAGGUCAGAACUAUUUCUGGGAUCUCAGCCAUUGUGAAUUUCACAGCACCCGCUUAACUGGCCCAAAGACUGGCUCACCAUCCUGUUAAGGCCAUUGGGCAAGUUGUUAAAGCUGAAGGACAAACCAGAGAUCUACCUACUUGAAAGGAAUAGCAAGCAGCACUAGAAGCUAAGAGAGGAGGUGCAACAGGAUGGAAGUGCCUUCUUCUCAAAUUUUUCAAACCUAAAUUGAAAAAUGGCUAUUGCAUCCACAACACCAGUGUUGAGAAGCAGAGGCUUUGCUAAAUGAUGGUCUCCAGACCUGCUAUUGGAAGACUGUCUCCAGUCACUUAAACUAGUGCCCGCUGUCUGUGGAAACCUGGGAACUAUUGGUAAAAUCCCAGUCAGCUUCCUUUGGCCUCAAAUAGAUCCAGUUGAGCGAGAACACUUCCAUAGCAGAACAAGUGUGUCACCGAGCCGUUUCCCCACACAUUCUCCCCUGCUCCUCUUCAAACCAGCCUCCACAGAAAUGGGUCUGAUGUGGGAUGGAACUGGGAAAUUAGCCAAUGGACCUGUUUUUAGCUCUAUCUACUCUGAUCCAUGCAGCUGAAAAUGUAAUAUCGUUAAUUUUUGGGUGAGAAAUGUAACAUUAUAUUCUCUAUUAUUAAAAUAACAUUUUUCAUGUGA
Molecule: messenger RNA, 6535 nt
Organism: Stegostoma tigrinum
Lineage: Eukaryota; Metazoa; Chordata; Chondrichthyes; Orectolobiformes; Stegostomatidae
Gene: parp4
Product: poly (ADP-ribose) polymerase family, member 4
Exons: 35
Coding region: 351-5579 (1742 amino acids)
Molecular function (GO): NAD+ poly-ADP-ribosyltransferase activity
Source: RefSeq, a predicted model, not a curated record